This is a messenger RNA of Osmia lignaria (orchard mason bee), 2530 nucleotides long. RefSeq lists its product as uncharacterized. Gene Ontology annotation, molecular function: transcription factor binding; transcription coactivator activity. Lineage: Eukaryota; Metazoa; Arthropoda; Insecta; Hymenoptera; Megachilidae. Gene Ontology annotation, biological process: positive regulation of transcription by RNA polymerase II. Gene Ontology annotation, cellular component: mediator complex. The record is from RefSeq and is a predicted model, not a curated record.
CUAGCGGUGUCAGACGGUGCCGGGCACUCACUGCUCGUCGAUUCGCCGAGCGAUCGACAUCAAGUGUACCCGUCGAUCGAGAGAAACAGGAUUUUUUCGUCAUCAAACAGUCGGUUGUAGUCAGUCAGUGCUCGAAACAGGUAUCAGAGAAGAUGGAAAAGGAUCAACCGGAUUCUUUGGCUACCGUGGCCGUUGUCUCGGAGAAGAUGCCUCAUCCGCCUCAUAGCAAUUACGCACCCAGCGAGGUCUACUCCUCCGCCGAACCACCGCCGGCAUACAUGAGGCCAAAAAGCACGGCAGUUCAAAUUACAAGGAUCGCGGCCGUCACCUUGGUGACCAUGUCCGUAAUCCUUGGAAGCUUCAUCCUCGCAGCGUCCUGGGUUCAGGCUCGAGCAUCCUGCACUCCUGAAUCAAUUGCUGCUAUGCAAGCAGAAUUAAGGCUCCAACAACAACAGCAACAGCAAGCUUCAGCCUCCUAUCAACAAGGUGAAUUCUUGAAGCAUCUGCAACCGGAAGCUCUCAUCCAGGAUACCACUGAACUGAAAGAGGCACAGCAGAAUUUGGCUGCGCAAACACCAGUUAAAAAGGAGGUAAUGCCAGAUACCAAGGACAUCAAACUUCAAAAGGAAGACGAAAAUAAUUCAAAGUCAGAUAGUGAAAGCAGUGAUCACGACGACGACGAUGAUGACUACGAUGACGACGAGUUUCCUCCUGUUCACAUUAAGCUACCCCUUCAAUUCGAUUUUGACGAAAUUGCGGGCACUCUGAUUCAAGAGGCACGAAGCAGAGUUUCUUGUGUAGUUGAAAGACGAAGGGCCGAUCAAGUGAUGGAUGGUGCUAACAACAACGUGGAAAACAACACAGACUCUCGUUACCAGAGACUGAGCGGAGAACGCGUUGCUAUUCUCUGCGAAUCUGGCAAUCCUCAUCAAGAGCAACAGGAGCAAGAAAUGCUUACUCCGAUCAUCAUUCCUCUGGGAACAGUCCAAGUACCUCUUCAAUCUCAGGAACCAAACCCAGGCUACCAUCAAUAUCAAAUCCACACUCAAUAUCAAGUUCCUGAUAUGCAACAGUUGCCUCUUAGUGACCCACGUGGACUGAAUCACAUUCCACCCGGUGUUCUUCCACCUGAAUUACGAAACCUUCCUCAAGUUACCAUGGAAAUGAGACCACCGCGUGUAGGACCACAGGCUCCCAUGAUGGGACCACAGAAUCCUAUGAUGGGACCACAGAAUCCUAUGAUGGGACCACAGAACCCUGCUAUGGGGCCACAGAACUCUGCACCUGGACCACAAGUUGAGAUACGUCGAAUUCCCAUCGAGUUGCAUCACUACCCAGUGAAUCCAAUCAGAGGAAUGCGACCCCCAAUGCCCCAGGAGCCGCAACAAGUACCAAUGAUGUACCAUCAAGUCGAGCAAGCACCUGGAGCAUUCAAUCAAGAACAAGGACCAGCUAUGAUGCCUCCACCAGCACCGCAGGCGGAAGCUCAAAUUCACGAACAAAGAGUGAUUCCUCACAUGCUGAUUCCUCAAACCGAACAACGACCACCUCAAGUUCCACCUCAAGUACAACCUCAAAUGCAACCUCAACCUCAAGUUCAGCCUCAGCCUGAACCACAACCGGCUCAGGUUACCGAGAGACAACGUUCUCCCUUCCAAGGAAUCCCGUUCGAAAUUCGAAGAAUCAUCCAACAAGUGCCUGUGGAGAUCAAGAAUAUCAUUCAACAUAUCACUGGCGAAGGGAGACCCGUCCCUGUACAAGUACCUGAAGGUGCUCGCCGCGAGAACGUUCAAGAAUUCAAACCGUUCCCGGAAGGAGCACAACCCAUCCCUCUUGGACUUCCACUUCCCAUAGAAGUCCGAAACUUGUUGGAACAUGGAAGCAUAGAGAGUCAUCAGCGAUCGGAUGCUUCUAGUGAACAACAGGAAGCUAAAUCUUACUCUGGACAAGAAGAAGAUAGCGAGGAGGAAAGAAACUUCCCAGUACCAGCUGAAAUUCGUAACAUAAUUCAUCAGGUUGUAGAAGGCAAUGCUUUCCCGGUACCAAGAUUUUCUCUGUCACUGAAACCUGUAGAAUCCUUAGAAAUACCAGUUGAAGCUCGUGCCGAAGUUUCCGACAGUCAAAUGGCUGAACAAGAUCAAGAACGACAACCGGAGCAACAACACGUAACCCACAUGAUGAUACAGCAACAGCACCAACCACAACAAACGCAACAGCAACCGCAACAGGAACAAGAAGAAGAAAGUCGUCCGCAUUAUGUACAACCACGCUCAGUGCGCUCCAUCCCAGAAGCGUUCACCCAUCGCCGCGAGAAGCGCGUCCGUCGUUGCGCCUGUGAUUGUGCUUGUUAAUUUUCCAUCCGACGCAUGAAUGUCCCAUAGUACCCACUUAAAGAGAAUGCCCUCCACCCCCACCAAAAAUUUCGAAACACAUUCGAUAGGUUUCCUUAAUCUAAAAGAAACCUAACCCAAACGUUUCCCUUCAAGUUUUACAUUUUUUUUUUUUUUUUUUAUAAACCUUGAUACUAUAC